Molecule: messenger RNA, 1062 nt
Organism: Pyricularia oryzae 70-15
Lineage: Eukaryota; Fungi; Ascomycota; Sordariomycetes; Magnaporthales; Pyriculariaceae
Exons: 3
Coding region: 58-1062 (334 amino acids)
Cellular component (GO): plasma membrane
Molecular function (GO): acetate transmembrane transporter activity
Source: RefSeq, a predicted model, not a curated record
CAAAAUUCUGGCACCAUCCGUACCAACAAAGGUAGCGAAUAAUUGACGCCAGUUAUCAUGUCGAACUACACAUUAACACCCAAGUUCUACUCGAAUCCGGGGGUGCCUCCCAAGCCACCGGUGGAAAAGUAUCUUCCGCCGCAGAAGCAGAAUGAAGACCCGAUGCAAAAACUGCGUAGCGCGAAUACGGUCAACAUGUCGGCCGAGCUGUUUGAGAAGCUCUAUCUGCGGGAGGCAAGGCACACAGGACUCAAAGAUAAUCAUCAACAACAAAGAGUCCAACCAAGAAAAUUUGGGGACCCGACCCCAAUAGGAUAUAUCGGUAUCGUCAUUGGCCUCACGCCACUGUCGUGCGAUUUGAUGGGCCUUCUCGGUGCUGGUGGAAGCGCAGCAGGCAUCGACUCAUACUACUUCUUCGGCGGUCUUCUCCAGAUUCUUGCCGGGCUGGGCGAGUGGUUCCUCGGGAACACGUUUCCCUCCAUCUUCUUCACCACCUUUGGCGCCUUCUUCCUCUCCUUCGCGGCGACCCUGACGCCCUCCUUCGCCGCAUUUGCCACAUAUGCCCCGGACGGCGCGCCAUCCUCCGCCGGCAUGGACACGCAGGCCUUCAACGCCGGCUUCGGCUGGUUCACGCUGUGGAUGGGGGUGCUGUCCGUGCUCUUCCUGGUGUGCUCGCUCCGAACCAACGUCGUGCUCGUGGUCCUCUUUGGCGCCCUGGUCGGCACCUUUACGAGCCUGACGGGCGCGUACUUUAUGCUCGCCAGCGCGGCCUCCCGCAACGCCGCCGCCGCCGUCGCCGCCGUCGCGUCGCGCACCUCGGCCGCGACGGGCACCGUCGUGCAGGCCUCCGGGGCGGCGGGGCUGGCGGCGGCCCGGACGGCGAGCAGCUUUGUGCUGGCGGGCGGCGUGUGCGCCUUUGUCGCGAGCAUGGCCGUGUGGUGGCUGCUGCUGGCCGCCAUGCUGGACACGAUGGAGUUCCCCAUCACCAUUCCGCGGGGAGACCUGAGUCGGUGGAUCAAGCCGAGGCAGGUGGGCAGGGACGAGCCGAGGGUGUAUGUUUAG